AUGAUCAAUUUGCUUUACGCAGCGCUAGUGCAGUUCCGAGUUGAAAUUCAAGUAUUUACCUGCUUUUCGUGCGAGGAGACGGCGUGCUGUAUCCGUGCGAUCAUCGACCACUGCUCUGAAGUCGCGUUAAACUGCCACCGCAUCUUGCCUCGCCUCUGGUUUGAGCGGCCGUUUUUGCUGGAGGAAGAAUCUCAAUUUGAGCGCUUUCUCGUCUCCACGAAAAUCGUGAACCACUACGCAGCGCAGUCUUUGCUUCACAAAAUUUGCAUCGACGACCUAUUCCUUAAAAGGUAUCGUGAUACUGGCAUUUGGAUUUGA
Messenger RNA from Phytophthora sojae, 318 nucleotides. RefSeq lists its product as hypothetical. The transcript is spliced from 2 exons. Bases 1 to 318 code for a protein of 105 amino acids. NCBI's taxonomy places the organism in Eukaryota, Oomycota, Peronosporomycetes, Peronosporales, Peronosporaceae. The record is from RefSeq and is a predicted model, not a curated record.